AAUAAUGAUCUCUUAUUCAACUUUUUAGAGUAGUCAAAUGAGGAUGAUAGACAGAGGCACAGCGAUAUCUCUGAUUGCUUUGUUUGAUCCGUGGGCGCUGAUUGUUUGUUUCCCUAGAAAUUAUUGAUCAAUUCGAAGGAAUAUCUGAUAUGGCUCCUGUUAAGUCUAUUGAUUGGGAGCAUGAAUCGUACCCGGUUUAUGAGGAUUUCAUUGUUCUGCCGUUCUUUGUUCUCUUCUUUCCUUCUGUUCGACUCCUUCUAGACAGAUUUGUUUUUGAGAAAGUGGGAAAACGAUUAAUUUUCGGAAAGGGGCAUCGAAUGCUGGAUGUUGAGACGGCUGAGAGAAGGAAGAAGAUCAGAAAAUUUAAGGAGUCAGCAUGGAAAUGUGUGUAUUUUCUUUCGGCGGAGCUUUUAGCUCUCUCUGUAACUUAUAAUGAGCCAUGGUUUACUAAUACAAAGAGCUUUUGGGUUGGGCCAGGAGAGCAGGUCUGGCCUGAUCAAAAAAUGAAGUUUAAAUUAAAAGGUGUCUACAUGUAUGCUGCUGGAUUUUACACGUACUCUAUAUUUGCUUUGAUUUUCUGGGAAACAAGGCGUUCUGACUUUGGGGUGUCGAUGGGUCACCAUGUGGUAUCUGUCAUUCUCAUUGUCCUCUCUUACAUAUUGAGGUUUGCUCGUGUUGGGUCAGUGGUCUUGGCUCUUCAUGAUGCUAGUGAUGUUUUUCUGGAGGUAGGAAAGAUGUCUUUAUACAGUGGUGCUGAAAGGAUGGCCAGUGUUUCAUUUGUUCUUUUUGUUUUGGUUUGGCUCUUACUGCGCCUCAUUUACUACCCAUUCUGGGUCCUUUGGAGCACAAGCUAUGAAAUUGUCCAGUAUUUGGACUUUAAAAAACACGGGGUGGAUGGACCUGUUUGUUACUAUGUCUUCAAUACGCUCCUAUACUGCUUGCUUGUUCUACAUAUAUAUUGGUGGGUCUUGAUGUUGCGGAUGCUUGUUAAACAAGUCCAGGCAAGAGGCCAGAUUAGUGAUGAUAUUCGAUCUGAUUCUGAAGGCGAAGAUGAGCAUGAAGAUUGACUGAGAAAAGAUGACGUCGCAUGCAUGAUUCAAGAAAAGGUGAUUUGAAUUAUUAAAAACGUGACGGUAUUUGAGUCUUGCAAGGAGUCAGCAGUUAAUAUGUCUUGUGAAUGCCUUGUUCAUUGAAACUGAGAGAAAGGAUCUCAUUUCUUGUAUCUUUCCUGCACAUGGUGAUUGGCCAUAGCUUAAAUCACUGUUCUUAAGCUGAAACAAAACAGUUGUAUAUGAAGAAGGUCUGUUGUAAUUGAAGUCAUUGUAGCUUGAUUUUGUUAUGAGAUGUAUUUUACCAAAGGAUUGUUGGUGCAA
Messenger RNA from Tripterygium wilfordii, 1373 nucleotides. Its product is annotated as LAG1 longevity assurance homolog 3-like. Gene Ontology annotation, molecular function: sphingosine N-acyltransferase activity. Bases 150 to 1067 code for a protein of 305 amino acids. Gene Ontology annotation, cellular component: endoplasmic reticulum; membrane. The record is from RefSeq and is a predicted model, not a curated record. Lineage: Eukaryota; Viridiplantae; Streptophyta; Magnoliopsida; Celastrales; Celastraceae. The transcript is spliced from 6 exons. Gene Ontology annotation, biological process: ceramide biosynthetic process.